This is a messenger RNA of Penicillium samsonianum, 546 nucleotides long. RefSeq lists its product as uncharacterized. The transcript has 3 exons. The record is from RefSeq and is a predicted model, not a curated record. Bases 1 to 546 code for a protein of 181 amino acids. NCBI's taxonomy places the organism in Eukaryota, Fungi, Ascomycota, Eurotiomycetes, Eurotiales, Aspergillaceae.
AUGCGGGGAAAGGUCAAACUUCGGACACCCCAAGCCAAAGAUAGACAUGCCGACCGGGUAGAGUACAAAUUCGACUGCGUGAAGCAUGUCCGACUGGCUCAGUUCCCCGAGGCUCUCGGCGCACUGCCUUUUCCUCAGGAGCUGAGAGGUAAAGAGAUCUCCCUUGGCCGUUCCAACCAAGAGAUUGAGAGGCUCAAUCUCCGUAUCCAGGAACAAAGCUGCACAAACUACGUGGGCGACAAGCACAAAUUGAAAGGCGAGGUUUCUCAUCUUACUGGCCACAACAGGUCUCUCAAGGAGCAAGAAAAAUGGGACAAGAAGCAGACCACAAUCUGGGGUCUGACCAAGGAGAAUGAGAAGCAGAGAGCUAGUGUGAACCGUCUCGUGGAGCGAGUAAAGAAGAUUAUUUCUCAGCAAAAGGGAGCCAAACACUUAAUUGACGCCCUUAAGGACUGGAAGGCGGCUGACAAAAUUCACGACGAGGAGGUUGACAAGCUUGUUGAUGCCUUGAAGGAGGUUGAAAGCCAGACUGCCGCGACCAAAUAG